Symbiodinium pilosum is the source of this 690-nucleotide messenger RNA. The record is from the annotation of a GenBank genome assembly. Lineage: Eukaryota; Dinophyceae; Suessiales; Symbiodiniaceae.
AUGCGCUUGCCACCCGGGCUUACUUGCCAGAACGGUGGCAACGCCCCUGGAUGCCAGUCUUGGCACUCCCCCACGCCGGCACCUGAACCGUCAUACUUCGGGACAGCCGCUCAGCGUGGUCAUAAUUGCGACUCCUCUUCAGAAGCCGGGCGCUCUUCCCAGGCUUCUGGAGUUGGCGAUCAAAGUCAGCAGUGCUCGGACCUUCAUCCAGCAGGGCUCCUCGGAUUUUGCAGCGGCAGUUUUGGGCAUCCCCAUCUCUGCAGCAGGCCAUGCGUGCACAUUGCGAAGGGAGGCACAUGCCCAUCUGGUGCGCAAUGUACUUACUGCCACUUACCCCACUCCGGUCUCUACAAGCCAGACAGGCACGUUCGACGAGUGCUGAGCAUCGCCGACAACCAAGAGCUUCUUGCGACCUUCCUGCCGUUCGUCAUAAAGAAGGCGAGGCGCGAAGGCCUUCUCCCGAAGGUCAGUCAAUUGAUCGAACUCUUGAAGGCAGAAGUGAGGGAACCGCCAAGAGAGCCCAUUGACCUUGGCAGCUUCCGGCCAAUGAAGAUCACAUUCAUGCAUUUGGUCGACCUAAGCAUGCGCCGCCUGCCUGACCAUAUCAUGGUCGAAGUGCACCGACUGAAGUCACAAAUGCCACCGCCACAGCUCGUUUCUUCCGCUCGGGGAUGGUCAGUGGCGCUGUAA